Messenger RNA from Pelobates fuscus (common spadefoot toad), 3377 nucleotides. It is a transcript of the gene ADARB2, whose product is annotated as adenosine deaminase RNA specific B2 (inactive). Gene Ontology annotation, molecular function: tRNA-specific adenosine deaminase activity; double-stranded RNA binding; double-stranded RNA adenosine deaminase activity. Lineage: Eukaryota; Metazoa; Chordata; Amphibia; Anura; Pelobatidae. Gene Ontology annotation, cellular component: cytoplasm; nucleolus. The transcript is spliced from 11 exons. Gene Ontology annotation, biological process: adenosine to inosine editing; RNA processing. Bases 305 to 2704 code for a protein of 799 amino acids. The record is from RefSeq and is a predicted model, not a curated record.
GCAGGGCUCAAAAAAGUAGAGGCAGAGCAUUUGCAGAGUCUGCUAGGAAGCAGAGGCAUCCUUACAGAGGGAGCUCAGCACCAGCUGCUCCUACCUCCCUACAGUUCCCACCAGCAGUCCUCCCAAGCAUGCAAACAAGAUAAAAGACACUUAACACGACUAAUAGAAAGUGACUUCGUGCCAGAGCAAAAUCCAGCAGGAUAAAGCUUCAGCUCCAGAGGUAUAUACAAGGCAAGCACAGGAAUCACAUUAGCAGAAGCCUAUUUUACAAAACAUUGCACCCUGUCCAGCCUUCUCUCCAUCCAUGGCAUCUGUGCUGGGGACCAGCAGGACCACAGGAUGUCCAAGUGGCCAACUUAAAUUCAAGUCUAAAAGAAGAAGGAGGAGAUCAAAAAGGAAAGCUCCGGCCUGUUUUUCUAAACAAUCAUCGACUUGGGACUUCCUGGUAACUACACAGCCCACCGUGAUGUCACCACAGCAGAUAAGACAUUCUAGCUCAGAGGCCAAGAUGAGCUGUCAGGGAACCUCUCCUGGCAGGAGCAUUCAAGGAAGCAUGAAAUAUAGAGAAAAAAUUAGCAUGCUCUCAACGCUGAUCGUCCCCUUCAAGUAUAUAAAUCCAGGAGCGAGCAGCGUCGAUGAUGAAGAUAAUCUGAGUACGAGUAGUGCCGAAGUAAAAGAAAAUCGUAAUAUUGAAAACAGAGAAGACCAUGUUUUAUCAUCUAGUGAUCGGCCAAAAGUUGGACCGUCCAGCAUUAAGCGAAAAAGACCCUUAGAAGAAGGCAAUGCAGGACAUUUUUGUAAACUGCAAAUCAUAUUAAAGAAACUUUCCUGGUCAGUGACUCCUAAAAAUGCUCUUGUUCAACUUCAUGAACUAAAACCAGAUUUGCAAUAUAGAAUAGUUUCUCAGACUGGCCCCGUACACGCGCCUGUCUUUUCUGUAGCUGUGGAAGUAAAUGGACUAACUUUUGAAGGCACUGGACCAACCAAAAAGAAAGCAAAAAUGAGGGCAGCAGAACUGGCUCUUAAAUCAUUUGUCCAGUUUCCAAAUGCAUGUCAAGCACACUUUGCAAUGGGAAAUUGUAUCAACCCAUCAACCGACUUCACGUCCGACCAGGCAGACUUUCCAGACACUCUGUUCAAAGAGUUUGAACCAUCUACACACAGCGAUCCCUUCUCAGGCUAUAGCCCAGUUAAUAAUGAAUUGCUUUCUAGUGCAUAUCGACAUGGGAGAUUAGUCUGUCACACGUUGGAUUUAAUGGGCCAUGCUAAACAAAACAAGCACAAGAUGGCAUCCCCAGCUGAGAGUGAAAAGAACCCAGUGGUGAUGCUCAAUCAAUUGCGACCCGGUUUGAGAUACGUCUGCCUUUCGGAGACUGUGGAAAAGCAGCAUAUCAAGCGUUUUGUGAUGGCGAUGAGAGUUGAUGGGAGGACAUUUGAAGGCACGGGACGCAGCAAGAAGUUGGCAAAGGCCCAGGCGGCACAGGCCGCGUUGAAGGAUCUCUUUAACAUUCAACUGACCAGUCACAUACCCAUUAGGAGUAAAUGUAAUCAUUUGCCACAGGAGUUUGCAGAUUCCAUAUACCAGUUAGUGAUACAGAAAUCCCAGGAGCUGACAGCGAGCAUCCCAUCAGUAUGCACACGUCACAAAUCGCUGGCUGCUAUAGUAAUGACCAGAGGUUUGGAUCUCAGGCAAGCACAGGUCAUUGCAUUAUCGUCUGGAACUAAAUGUAUCAAUGGAGAAUACCUUAAUGACCAAGGUCUGGUGGUCAACGACUGUCACGCAGAGAUUGUCGUCCGUAGAGCGUUUCUUCACUACCUUUAUACUCAGUUGGAACUCCAUUUAAGCAAGCAAAGAACGGAUUGGGAGCGGUCUAUUUUCAUUAGAUUGAAAGAAGGAGGCUACAGGCUGAAAGAAAACGUCAUGUUUCACUUGUAUAUUAGCACCUCACCAUGUGGAGACGCAAGGAUAAAUUCACCUUAUGAGAUCACAUCUGAUUUAAACCGAUGCAAGCACAUAGUGAGAAAAUAUCGGUGUCACCUCCGCACAAAGAUUGAAUCUGGAGAAGGAACUAUUCCUAUUCGAUCACGGACACCGGUGCAAACAUGGGACGGUGUGUUAUCAGGGGAGCAGCUUGUUACAAUGUCAUGCACAGACAAAAUUACCAGGUGGAAUAUUCUCGGGUUACAAGGCUCUCUUCUCAGCCAUUUCAUCGAGCCCAUCUACUUACACAGCAUUGUCGUCGGAAGCUUACACCACGCUGGUCACCUUUCCAGGGUAAUGAGCCAAAGACUAGAAGAUAUUGGUAAUUUGCCAGCCCCGUAUCGGCAUAAUCAUCCGCUGCUCAGUGGAGUCAGUAAUGCUGAAGCACGCCAGCCGGGGAAAUCUCCAAACUUCAGUGUAAACUGGAUUGUAGGAAACUCUGAUCUCGAAAUUAUUAAUACUAUAACGGGAAAGAAGACUAGUGGCACUUCAUCAAGGAUUUGCAAGCACAUGCUGUACACUCGAUGGUCAAAGCUAUUCGGAAAGCUCAGCUCAAGGACUUUAAUUCAUGGGGAAAUGCCUUUGCUGUACAGUGAGGCUAAGCUGUUGGAUUCAUUGCAUCAGUCCGUCAAGCACCAGCUCGUUAAAGCCAUUCAGAAAGCAGGUCUGGGCACAUGGGUAAAAAAACCUACGGAACAGGAUCAGUUUCUAUUAACUCUAUAAAGGCCGCUCACAUCUUUCCUUCCGGAACCGGAAACUACUGCAUUGGGAAACGUGAUUCAAACUGCCGGAAUUUGAUGCCUUCUGUGCAAAAACUUUGUUAAGAAUAAACUCCAUUAGAUUAUUUUUGUAACGCAGGAAAUACAUAAAUAUUACUUUGAUAUUUCUUUUCCCCACCUGCUAGGAGAGCGGGACCAGUAAAGCAUCGAGUUAUAUUAGUCUCCAGCUUUUCGAUAGUUAAUGCACUAAUCAUACCACUAGUACACCUUUCUUUUUGAAUAGAGAUCCUCUACUAUAAGUUGUUGCUGCUUAAGCCUUGGAAUCAGAAGAGUUCCAUCUGUAGCUACUGAAAAACAAAUGGUACAGCGAGAUUUUGUUAGAGGAUUGCUUGUUUCCCUGUAACUCCGUAAAUACUUCUAACGCUUUAUUCCAGGAGUAAACAGAAAACCCAGCUAAUUCCAAAGGCAACGGCCAUGCAUUUAGAGAAAUAAACAUGGUUUUCUUGAAAGAAAAAAAAAAGCAAAUGCGCCAGUCAUUCUAACCCAUGCCAACAGCAAGAUUUCUGUCAAUGAUAAGAAAUACAUAAUGGCUAUUCGGAGAGAUUUUAUUAAUUCGUGGAAAACAAGAUCAGGAUUUUCAAAAAGUUAUAGGCCAUUUAUUGUGCUUGGAGUGAAUU